Molecule: messenger RNA, 699 nt
Organism: Drosophila simulans
Lineage: Eukaryota; Metazoa; Arthropoda; Insecta; Diptera; Drosophilidae
Product: inosine triphosphate pyrophosphatase
Exons: 3
Coding region: 107-682 (191 amino acids)
Biological process (GO): nucleoside triphosphate catabolic process
Cellular component (GO): cytoplasm
Molecular function (GO): nucleoside triphosphate diphosphatase activity
Source: RefSeq, a predicted model, not a curated record
CUAAACAGAAAACAGCUGAUUUGGCCGCAUGCUUUAGUCUAGCAAAUCGCGUUGAAUACUGCGGCCAAUUGUUUAAUUUGAGGGCGACAAUUGGAUCUGUUUUAUCAUGUCGAAACCAAUUACCUUUGUCACCGGCAACGCCAAGAAGCUGGAAGAGUUGGUUGCCAUCCUGGGUCCCAGCUUCCCGCGCACCAUUGUGUCCCAGAAGAUUGAUCUUCCGGAAUUGCAAGGGGACAUCGACGAGAUUGCCAUCAAGAAGUGCAAGGAGGCAGCGCGUCAGGUGAAUGGACCUGUGCUGGUGGAGGACACCAGUCUGUGCUUCAAUGCGCUGGAGGGCUUACCGGGUCCGUACAUCAAGUGGUUCCUGGAGAAGCUGCAGCCGGAGGGGCUACACCGUCUGCUUCAUGGUUGGGAGAACAAAAGCGCUCAGGCUAUUUGCACCUUUGGCUACUGCGACGGUGUGGAUGCCGAGCCACUAAUCUUUAAGGGCAUCACCGAGGGCGUUAUCGUCGAACCUCGCGGCCCCCGGGACUUUGGAUGGGAUCCGGUGUUCCAGCCCAGUGGCUACGAUAAGACCUACGCCGAACUGCCCAAAUCCGAGAAGAACACCAUUUCCCAUCGCUACCGCGCUUUAGCUCUACUGCGGCAGCACUUCGAGAAACAGGACAAGUUAAUAAACUAGGACUCAAUUUAUUUAAA